GACAGCGAGCCCAGGGCUCAUCCCGGAAAACCACAUUUAGCAGAGCUAGGACGAGACGGCGAUACUUCUUCCCUCGUAACUCUUCACCCAUAAAAGGCGAAGAGAGCUUCAGAGCAACGGUGGGGAGGAGAGAGAUGAUGACCGAAGUCGGGCAGACAGGGGGGAAGGCUCCGCCGGACGACAGGCGGAAGAAACGGCGAAGGUGCUACUGCUGCAGCUGCGUGGCCGCCGUCCUGUUGCUCCUCGCCCUCAUCAUCCUCAUCCUCGCGCUCACCGUCUUCAAGGUGAAGGACCCGACCACCAAGGUGGUGUCCUCCUCCGUGGAGGGCUUCGCCACCACCAUCAGCUUUCCGCAGCUCCGCUUGCAGCUCAACAUCACCCUCUAUACCCAGCUGCUAGUCCACAACCCCAACCGCGCCAGCUUCAGGCACGACGAGGGCUCCAGCCUCCUCUUUUUCCACGGCAUCCAGAUCGGAGAUGUGGACAUCAUGCCGGGACUUAUCCCCGCCGAUGGCUCCGAGACUUUCGGCACCAGGGUCACGAUCGACGCUGACAGAGUGAUCACCAACUUGGCCUUCAUCGGCGAGGUAUUCUCCGGCGUGAUGAACAUCGAGAGCCGGUCGACCAUUCCCGGCAGGGUCACCAUCCUCGGCGUCUUUCGCCGCCACGUCGUCUCCUCCGCCAUCUGCCAAAUCGCCAUAAACACGCGCAACAUGACAAUCGAGAGCCAGAAGUGCAUCUUCGACACGAAACUCUAGCUACACACCUUCUCACGACACCUGUGCUCUCUGUCAGUUAUUUAUUUGAGUUAGAAUUGGUCGCUCCAUCCUACCAACACAUUAGAACAGGGGAAGAAAAGAAAAUGAGAAACAGGGACGAAAUUAUUCUAGAGUUGGCAGCUUUUGAUUUUAUUUUUCUUCCCCUUCUUCUUUGCUGCAAAAAACAUGGGUUUAAGGCCCUCACUUUUGGUGUCACAUGUUACAGCAUCUAAACUUGGCAGCUAGUUUGGUUUUUCAUUGUAAUUCCUGGUUUGUGAUCUUUUUCUCCUUCUUUACUGCAAAUACCAUGUAUUAAAGGUUAUUACUUGUUACUUUUGAUGUCACUCUAUCUCAUAGAUACUUUACGUGAUCAUUCUGUUAUACUGUUACACCAUCUAAACUUGGCAGAAGUUUUUUUCUGUAA
Molecule: messenger RNA, 1182 nt
Organism: Nymphaea colorata (pocket water lily)
Lineage: Eukaryota; Viridiplantae; Streptophyta; Magnoliopsida; Nymphaeales; Nymphaeaceae
Exons: 1
Coding region: 135-758 (207 amino acids)
Source: RefSeq, a predicted model, not a curated record